Molecule: messenger RNA, 1797 nt
Organism: Papaver somniferum (opium poppy)
Lineage: Eukaryota; Viridiplantae; Streptophyta; Magnoliopsida; Ranunculales; Papaveraceae
Product: dof zinc finger protein 4-like
Exons: 1
Coding region: 649-1554 (301 amino acids)
Biological process (GO): regulation of DNA-templated transcription
Molecular function (GO): DNA binding; DNA-binding transcription factor activity
Source: RefSeq, a predicted model, not a curated record
GGCUGACGACAACUGAACGAACAAAACAUGUUCUUAUUUGUUUGUUUGAACCCCUGAGUUUCUAAACUUGGAAGACCGUAGCCAUGCUAGCCUAAAGCUGGUGACAAAAGUUAAAACCUUAACAAGAAGGUAAUCAAACAGUGCCAAACAGCCAUCCUUUGAGAAUAGAAAAUCACAAAGCAAAAAGCUAGACGACCCAGUUGCUAGUUACCAGGGAAGACGAGAGGUCGCCGUCCACGUGUUAAAUGUCUCUUUUUCCUAUUCAUCCAUCCACUUACACCUUAGGGACUAAGUAAUUCAUGUAGUAGUGUUCAGUACAGUAUUUUUAAUCAUCUAAGAGUUCAGUGCUAGGUUAGCUUGUUAAGAUAAAACUUCACAUCUUAUAUUUCAUCAUAUAUAAGAACCCAACUCACAACUUGCAAGUAUUUCCCACCAUACAAAUUUUGCUUCUUCUCAUUAUAACUCUCUCUACCUAUAACUUAUAGAUAGAUAGUACCACUGAAUAUGAUACCAAGAGCUAGAUAUGAUCCUCAUGAUCAAGCUGUUAUUACAAUCACAUCACCAAUCUAACUUUGUCUUCCAUUCUUCUCACCAUCACGAUCACAUUCUUCUUUCGUUAAAAUUUCACUAGCUAGCUAGGCUUGAUUUAUGGGUUUCAGUUCAGAACAAGUUGCUUUUAAUGGGUUUGAUUGGACACAGAAUUUGUUACAAUCUAGAGGCCUGGAGUUUUCUAACAACAAUCCUUCUUUGAUUCAGCAACAACAACAGCAGUUUGCACAGCCAUUAAAUUGCCCGCGAUGUGAUUCCACCAACACUAAAUUUUGUUACUACAACAAUUACAACCGAACUCAGCCUCGCCAUUACUGCAAAUCAUGUAAAAGACAUUGGACUAAAGGUGGUACGCUUCGCAACGUUCCCGUUGGUGGUGCGCGAAAAAAUAAACGCCAGAAAACCGACAAGAGCAAGAACAGCAGCAACAAGAAGAAAAGUGUUGUUACUGAUCGCAGAGAAAGGAAAGGAAGCAACAACUUGGUAGCUCAAAUGCAACCACGACAAGAACAAGAACAUGUCCAAGUUUCAAGUUGUGAUUACCAGAGGAUAGAUACUACUUCUGAGUUUCUUUACGAGUCAUUGAUUAAUCCUACGUCGACUACGGCCAGACAGCAGAAUUUUUUUAGUGUUGAAAAUAGUAAUAUCGCUGACGGGAACUGCUUUAUGAGUUCAAGUAGUAUUGAUCCAGGACCAAUACCCGUGUUUCAGUUUGCAAGCUUGAGUUCCCUUGAUCAAAACCACCAACAAAACAAUCCUUCUUUGAAUUCAUCAACAACAUUUAGUAACUGUGGUUUUCAGUCAUCUAGUACUAACGGUUUUAAUUACAGUGGAGAUUCUGCAAGUGUUGAAAGUUCUUCACCGUGGCAAGCACCUAAUACAAGUAAUUUCAUGAAUUCUUCAUCAAUCAAUUGGAGUUGGGAAGAUCUUAAUACACUCGUAUCGCCAGAUUUGAGACAGCCAUGGGAAAAUGAUCAAACACUAGUAAACUCUCUACCUAUUUAACUUGUGUGUUUUAUGAUUAUUAGUAUUUCUCUCUUCUUUUUUUCUGAGAAUAUUACAUAACAUACAUAUAGUUUGUAAUGUGUAUUUUGAUGUUGGUACUUUGGGUUCUGCUGGUAAGAUUUGUCUGUCAUUUUCUAUCUCUGGCUGCCAGUCUUCCUUGUAGAAGAAGCGGGAUGAUAUAAUUACAAGCGUGGGUCUCCUACUGAUUUCACUGAUGAUAUAUAUGAUUUGAUUUUGAUUCAA